AUGAAUUCUCUAUUAUUAAAAACCACUACUCGGUUAUCACGAGUCAAUUUAUUUUCCAUCCCACAACGAACACUGUUCGAUGUACAAAAUGUAUGGGGUCGUACAGCCGUUGAUACUCAAAAACCAAUCGAUUCGAGUCCUCUAGCAGAAAUUCCAAGACAAGAUGAAUCGGUUGGUGCCAUAUCCGGUGUACCUCGAGAAUUUCUUAAAGAACGCCGUUGCCGAGUAUUUGUACCAGCUCGUAAUGCUAUGCAAUCAGGAACGAAUAAUGGAAAAAAAUGGAAAGUUGAAUGGGAUACAAAAGAACGUUGGGAAAAUCCAUUGAUGGGCUGGGCAUCAUCAUCUGAUCCUCAUUCAUCCGUUGCAGUUGAAUUCACUUCUAAAGAAGAUGCAAUUGUCUAUUGUGAACGAAUGGGUUACAAAUAUGACGUUAUUGAACCACCAAAAAUCCAACGCUUAAACAAAAGUUAUGGAGCGAAUUAUUCUUGGAACAAGAAAACUCGUGUUUCAACCAAAUAA
This is a messenger RNA of Rotaria socialis, 519 nucleotides long. NCBI's taxonomy places the organism in Eukaryota, Metazoa, Rotifera, Eurotatoria, Philodinida, Philodinidae. The record is from the annotation of a GenBank genome assembly.